UAUUGUAAAAAAUGGCUGCUAAGUGACAGUGACAUAAUUUCGUUGAUGUGAUAAUUUCCUGAAAAAUUCUUAUCUUAUCAGCUACUGUGGUUGAUAAUUUCCGCAUUAGUAAGCAUUUCAAUUAACCUAAGUAAAUAAACAGUGCGUAAGUGAAAACGCUAAAGAAUCUCAUAAAUGGUGUCAGAGUGAACGCCCAUUUGUUACUAUUUCUAUCCGAAUUUUCGCUAUUAACAAAAUAUGGAAGAUAUUUUCCAGUGGUGCAGGGACGGAAACGCUCUACAAGUGAGAGUGUGGCUCGACGACACCGAACAUGACAUGAAUCAGGGAGAUGACCAUGGCUUCAGUCCGUUACACUGGGCUGCAAAAAGAGGCCAUACAAAAAUCGUGGAACUGCUAUUACAGAGAGGGGCUCGAGUUAAUGCCACUAAUCGGGGUGAUGACACACCCUUGCAUUUGGCAGCUGCACAUGGACAUCGGGAUAUUGUGCUUAUGUUGUUGCGUCAAAAAGCCGACUUGAAUUUCACCAACGAGCACGGAAAUACUCCCCUCCACUAUGCCUGCUUCUGGGGCUAUAAAGAAAUCGCAGAGGAUUUGGUUCAUCACGAUGCUAAAGUAUCCAUUGCCAAUAAGUACGGUGACACCCCUCUAGACAAAGCCAGGGGUAGUUUAGCUAAAAGUCUUCACGACAUAGCUGUGGAACAAGGUCAAGACCUCAAAAAAAUAACAUUUAAAGACCAGAGCUGGUUGGGCUUGAAAACACGUUCACGUGAUGCCACAUUAUCCCGUCAUAAAGGCAUCAACAUCAAAGAACUUUACCGCCGCGAACAAAUCGCUUCGACACCUAGCGGUGUAACUUACAGAGGCACUUGGCAAAAGAACGACGUUGUCGCCAAAAUAUUAACCGUACGUGAAGUCACCUCACGGAUAUCACGCGAUUUCAACGAUGAGUUUCCCAAAUUGAGGAUUUUCUCGCAUCCUAAUAUCUUACCGGUGAUUGGAUGCUGCAACAGCCCGCCAUAUUUGGUUGUCAUCAGUCAGUACAUGUCGCUAGGAUCGCUUUAUAACGUUCUCCAUGAAAGCAGCGGCGUCGUUGUCGAUAACGCGCAAGCUUUACGUUUCGCCGUCGAUAUUGCUAGAGGCAUGGCGUUCUUGCAUAGCCUGGAACGUAUUAUACCGGAGUAUCGCUUGAACAGUCGUCACGUGAUCAUCGACGACGAUUUGACAGCUAGAAUUAACAUGGCGGAUGCGAAAUUCUCCUUCCAGGAAAAAGGGAGGGUUUAUCAUCCGGCGUGGAUGUCACCAGAGGCUUUGCAAAAGAAAAUUACCGAUCGAAACUGGGAGGCUUCGGAUAUGUGGAGUUUCGCGAUUUUGUUGUGGGAGUUAGCCACGAGAGAAGUGCCUUUUGCUGAUUUAAAUCCGAUGGAAGCUGGAAUGAAGAUCGCCUUGGAAGGGUUAAGGAUUACGAUUAAACCGGGGAUUUCGUCGCAUUUGACCAAGUUGAUUAAGAUUUGCAUGAACGAGGAUCCCGGGAAGAGGCCGAAGUUCGACAUGAUUGUGCCUAUUUUGGAUAAAAUGAAGCGUUGAAGGAUAGGAAUUGAUUAAAUAAAGUUCGACUAAUAUCGGUAGUUGUGUGCCUUUGAUAUUGCCUUGUAUUAAUUGCUGACAGUCCUUUUUUUAUUAAUCGACGUGUCUUCGCUAACGUUUUUAUUAAUUUUUUAAAUUAUAUAUUUUAAGAUGUGCUAUAUUCAUGUAUUUAUUAAUACGAAAUGUUGUAUUUUAGGAUAUUAUAUUUUAAUAUAAAAGUGUAACUGUUGUCUUCCUUUUGAUUAAAAAAAAUGGUAACGCAAA
Zophobas morio is the source of this 1848-nucleotide messenger RNA. It is a transcript of the gene Ilk, whose product is annotated as integrin-linked protein kinase. NCBI's taxonomy places the organism in Eukaryota, Metazoa, Arthropoda, Insecta, Coleoptera, Tenebrionidae. The transcript is spliced from 4 exons. The record is from RefSeq and is a predicted model, not a curated record. Gene Ontology annotation, biological process: protein phosphorylation; signal transduction. Gene Ontology annotation, cellular component: cytoplasm. The coding region runs from base 238 to 1584 and encodes 448 amino acids. Gene Ontology annotation, molecular function: protein kinase activity; protein binding; ATP binding.